Cuculus canorus (common cuckoo) is the source of this 2003-nucleotide messenger RNA. RefSeq names its product ADP-ribosylation factor-like protein 3. The record is from RefSeq and is a predicted model, not a curated record. NCBI's taxonomy places the organism in Eukaryota, Metazoa, Chordata, Aves, Cuculiformes, Cuculidae. The transcript has 7 exons. Gene Ontology annotation, cellular component: cytoplasm; microtubule cytoskeleton. Bases 697 to 1287 code for a protein of 196 amino acids. Gene Ontology annotation, molecular function: GTP binding; GTPase activity. Gene Ontology annotation, biological process: cilium assembly.
ACCUGAUCUGAAGACCAAACUGCAGCGUGCAAGCAUCAGACAUUGCUUAAUUAAUAUAUUUAAUCCAAAUGGCAAACAGGUGAGCUCCUCACCCCACCUGGGCUGGGGUGUGCUGCUGGGGAAGGUGCCUGUGCCCCUCAAGAUCCCUGUCCUGUUCCAUCCCUGACCUCCAGCUGCUGAUGGCCUAGCCCUUGCCCUCACUCCGGGGCCCAGUGUUUUCCCUUGGAUGACAGCAGGGAGCUACAGCAGUGGCUGACGUGGCCUUGAGCAGCUCCAGCCUUUGCGUCACCUCUGAGGGGGCAGUCCAUGGGUGCUGGUGUUCCUCGCUCUGUUCUGGCACAGUGGGAUGCAGGGAUGUGCUGAAGACCUUCCCCCGCUUUGGAGGCUGGGACUGUGGUUCCUCUCCUGGGAUCAUGCAUUGGCUGCACAGCUCCAUCCCACUGUCACACUCUGCCCACGGUGAUGCCUGUAGUGUCCGGAUACUGCAUCAUCCCCCUGUGCUCUCAUCCCUGAGCUGGAGCCUGACCCCAUGAGGAGGGGGAUGCCCUGUGCCCUGGUGCCCCAGCCUGGCGGGACCUGCAGUUUAUCCCAGGGGGAUGGGGUGCGUGCCAGUCACACAGCAGCCACCGGCAGGCCCCAGGGACGAGCCCCCGGCAGCUCCCUAGGCGUGCUGCGUGCCGGAGUGACUCCCAGACCAUGGGUGAUGUACAGAAGGGCUCCCCCACCAUGCCGCGCUCCCAGGGGCUGCUCUCUGUCAUCCAGAGGCUAAAGGGCUCCCCGGAGCAGGAGCUCCGCAUCGUCCUGCUGGGGCUGGACAACGCAGGGAAGACCACGUUGCUGAAACGCCUGGCGUCUGAGGAUGUCAGCACCAUCACGCCCACCCAGGGCUUUAACAUAAAAAGCGUUCACUCGCAUGGCUUCAAGUUAAAUGUCUGGGAUAUCGGGGGACAGCGCUCCAUCCGCCCAUACUGGAGGAAGUAUCUGGGCAGCACAGAUCUGCUGAUUUAUGUCAUUGACAGCGCAGACCAGAAGCGUUUUGAGGAGACAGGGCAGGAGCUGGCAGAGCUCACGGAAGAGGAGUCCCUCACAGGGGUCCCACUACUGGUGUUUGCCAACAAGCAGGACCUAGUGACUGCAGCACCUGCAGCAGAAAUUGCGGAAGGGCUGAGCCUCCACACAUACCGGGACCGGGAAUGGCAGAUCCAGGCCUGCUCAGCCUUAUCUGGGGAAGGAGUGCAGGAUGGGAUGAACUGGAUUUCCAGCCAGAUCAUGAACAGGAAGAAGUGAGAGCUGCAAAAUGCCAGACUGGACUGAGCUGCACAUCCCUUAGCCAUGGCCAGCCCUUCUGGUCCCUAGAUUCCCCUUGAGGGUUCAGCUGGGCCCUGAGCCUCAGACUGCCACACUCAGAUGGGCUUCCCACCUGCUCUUCCACUCAUCAGUCAGCUUACCCUCUCCCUGCCUCCUGGGCUUCCACGGGCGCCUCAUAACCCCAACCCUGCUGCAGCCCCCGUGCUGUCAGAGGGAAGCACGUGUCCCAAUGUGUCAUGGGCUUGCACACCUCCAGAAUGAGAAACUACUCAGGACUGGUCCAUCCACACUGUUGGCACACACUGCAGAGGAUGCUGCGAUGCACAAACUGCCCAGGUCAUGCUGGGCACCCCACCAGCCCUCGGACAUGGCGCGAACAGCUGACCAAGCAGUGUGUAUCCCCCUGUGCUCCCAUAGGAUAUGACUGUGGCUGCUCCAGCCACAGCAGCUGGCUCGGGAAGGCCUAGGUUCAGGACCCUUCACAGGCCAGAGGAGCUCCCACGUGCGCACAGAAUCUGGAACAAGCGCAAAGACACAGAGAGGACCUGGCCGGGUAGUGACCAUUGGAGGGUUUCAGUUUCAUUGUAUGUUGACAGCCCUGGCAGCACCACCAAGAGGGGCUGCCUCGCAAGAGCCCCUGGGCAGCGCAUGGCCCUGAACGCACCCGGGCUGGGGCUUCUGCCACCCCGCUGAAG